AUGAUUUUCAACAAGUUGUUUAAAAAAAAAGUCGAGUUGGAAGUGGAUGUAUACUUUAUAAAGAACGACCAAUGCACCCCUUUCAUGCUUGACUCGAAGUUACACAUUAACUGUAGUGGCAUUCGCAUUGGUAGUGGGUGGGGAGGGGAUGAUCAAGUAAUCAUACAAAACAGUUCUAAGAAGCUCCUACUUAACGAAGACUCGAUACACGAUUUUAGGUACCAUGAAAUAGACAUGUGCCAAUUUAAGUAUUUGCAAAAUGGAUUGAUAGAAGAAUAUGGAUUAAUAUUUUCCAAGAUACAACACAUGUACUACUUUUAUAAGUACAUCAUGCUGUCAUACUUGAAGGGUAAUAUAAUUUCAUGCAGAAGGGUAAAUCUAUAUAGAUACACGGAACCUGUGAAGGUACUUUACAAAAAGGAUCACUAUGGCCUCGUAGCAUUCAACACGAACAAAUGUGAACAUUUGUUAAUCAUUCUCAAACCGGAGAAGUCCCUCGGAGCGGAAAACUCCAACCCCUCUCCGCUCGAAGGAACACUGCAUGAGGCGACACCGAUUGUUGUACCGAGUGUUGUACCGAGUGCUGUACCGAGUGCUGUACCGAGUGCUGUACCGAGUGUUAUACCAAGCGUUGCAGAAAUAACGUCCGAAAUGCCUGCAAAAGACGACACAAGAAAUGAGGAAGAACUGGCUCGGUUGGAUGCGCAGUGUGAGGAUCUAUACGAAGAAUUCACCAUGGAAAAUGUUAGAGAAUUGUACAAAAGGAACAGAGUAUUUCUAAUAUACAUCUUAAACUCCUUCAAGGGCAUUUACUUAAGUAGCGAAUCCGUAGGGAUUCACGUGCAUAGGUACCUUUUCAACAAUCUCUUCAAGUUGAUUGAGUAUAAAACUCUGUACGCAGAUGGAGACAAGUAUAAGGAAUAUUUCAAAAUAGAAGAAAGGAAAAAACUGUCUAUAGGAAAAGCAUUGGUAUCAGAGGUGGAAGUAGUAAGAGAACAAUUAUCCAAAGGGGGGAAGGAAGAAAAGAGGACUAAAGGAAAUAUUCAUCUUAUUCAUAAGAGUUUGAAUGAAGAAAAAAAAAUGAUUCAAUUUGAAGAUGAUGAAUUGGCGCGUUUAGACAAGUGCGUGGAGAUAGAAAUUAAUAAGAUCAAUCAAGGGAGAGAACACAUUGUUGAAAAGAAGGAUUUUGAGGAGGAGACUGAUCGAUAUGGUUGCAACGAGAGGGAAAAUGAACUCUUCAUGCAUCUACACUGGUUGAAUGAAAAAAUUUUCUUCAUUUUAGAAUCAGAAGAUAUCAUGAUAAACCAAAUAAGAGAAAUACUUAUAUAUAGACACGAUUUCCAAAAUGACAUUGUCCAUAUCAAGAAGGAUUUCAUGGAUUCUAGCACGUGGGAUGAUCAAGAGGGAGAAGAUGCUGAGAAGAAUAAGGGAGGAUUUGUUUUGCUCUCCUCCGAUUCGGAUUCAUCAAAUUCGUCAUAUGUAAGAGAUGGGAUGAGAGAAACUGGAAAAGUAGGAAGACGGAGAAAGGGAAGAGACAGUAGCAACUGUCGAGAUAGUGGAACCGAUGGGGAUAGCGAUCCCAGUAGUGACAAGCAUAGUCGGGCCAUUCCUCGGAUGAAAAACAAAUUUGUAAACACGAAUGGGAAAUUGUCCUUCGUGCUGAGGCAGAAUUAUAUACCUCUUAAAAGGACGGGGGUCAUGGCACUGAAGGAAAAGAGAGAAUUUGUGGAAAAGGAGGAAAUUAAUUACGAUGACAUAAAGAAUGAGCUAAAUAUAUACACAUUUGAUGAAUAUGGAAAAGAGAAGAUGAUGUACAAUUCAAAUAAGAAGAUAUUUAAAUAUAAAAAUGAGAAAUGUGUACCAAAAAAUAUACAUAUGAAUGAUGAGGAAGGAAAUAAAAUACUUUUUCUAGAUGAAAAAAAUGAUAAUAAUUUAUUUAUGCUUGAUGCCAAUAGAGAAAAAAUUAUAAACAAGUGGGAUACAGAAUAUGUACCAAUAAGUGAAAUGAUAAAGAAGGAAGAAAAUGUAUACUGUGGAUAUAAUCAGAAUAGUUUAUAUUUUAUUGAUACACGAAUGAAAUCGUGUGUUCAGAAUUUAUUGCAGUAUAGCAAAAAUACAGCUGAUAUUGAACAUGCAAGUAUGGACGAGAAAGGAAGAAUAAUUUUGAUAAAUACUAGAGGAGAAUUAAAAUAUUACGAUGGAAAAAUAAAUAAAAAUGAUGUGAUUAAAAAAAGUAAAAACGUAAUUUUCUGUACUAAUGAUAUCGUCCAUUUGUGUGCAUCAUCAGAUGGCCUCUAUUCAAUUGUUACAUGCGAAAAAAGUGUAAUAAUAUGUGAAAAUGCCAUUGAUAAUUGUAGUCUUUUUGAAAGAGUCAUCAAAAAAGAGGAUCGAAUAAAACAAAAAAAAAUUCUCCUACAAAUUCACUACAUUGAUGUUUUUACUUACAAUCUCGGAGAUUACAAAUUUGAAAAAAGUUCUGUUAGUGCUGAUAAUUCUCUUAUAUUCACUUUGUCCAAAAAAUUUUAUGUAGUGUGGAAUUUUAACCAGGUCAUAAAUGGAAAAGUAUCUUAUGUCAUCAAAAAAGUUGUCGAAAAUAUAUCAGAUAUGUCCUACUUCAAAUUCAGUGACGUGCAAGGUCUUCUCGUCGCCACAGAAAAUUCUCUCAAAUCAAAGAAGAUCAAGCGGGUGUAG
Molecule: messenger RNA, 2691 nt
Organism: Plasmodium gonderi
Lineage: Eukaryota; Apicomplexa; Aconoidasida; Haemosporida; Plasmodiidae
Exons: 1
Coding region: 1-2691 (896 amino acids)
Molecular function (GO): protein binding
Source: RefSeq, a predicted model, not a curated record